Messenger RNA from Stylophora pistillata, 1339 nucleotides. RefSeq lists its product as uncharacterized. The record is from RefSeq and is a predicted model, not a curated record. Gene Ontology annotation, cellular component: early endosome; trans-Golgi network; recycling endosome. NCBI's taxonomy places the organism in Eukaryota, Metazoa, Cnidaria, Anthozoa, Scleractinia, Pocilloporidae. Gene Ontology annotation, biological process: receptor recycling; endosome organization; retrograde transport, endosome to Golgi.
CAUGGCGGAAAGCGGUCAAAAUGUCGAUAAACAAAGUGAAGGAAGUUCUGUGAGCGACACCAUCAAUAAACAGGGCUGGUUAUCUAAACGGAGUCGUCUCUCCAAACGCUGGGAUAAGCGGUGGUGCUGUCUAAGAAAAAAUGAACUAACUUAUGGCUUAACGGCAGAGGAUCAACACAAAGUAGUCUUAUUGGAGGGAUGUGAGAUGUCAGAUUGCGACAUUGACAAAAAACAGUUUGCCUUUAGAAUAAAACCCAGCGGGGGAAGACGUGUCUACUUCUUUUCUGCUGACAGUGAACAGGACCAGCAGGAAUGGCUACAGGCAAUAUGCUUUGCUAAGGCAUCAGGCAACAUGGGCGAUGGAUCGCAAGCUUGUACAAUACAAUAACAGCUACAGUACUGUUACCAAACAUCUUAGAAGCUUAAUUUCAAGCUCAGAAAACUGUGAAUGCCAGAAAUAUUUUUUGAAUGUUUUGUUGUAAGGAAGAAAUUAGGAAGGUGUAAGGUGCAAGAGCAUGAGCAGGCCUCAUUACAAGUGCUGUUAGUAGGACAUGUGUUUCUCCACUCAUGGGAAGUCAUUCUAAUUGCCACCCAAUGUGCAAAAACUGCCUCUAAAGUACAACUAGCAUUGAAAAUUGAGUUGAUGUACUUGAUAGCUUGUUCUUAAUUUUAUUUGAGUGGUUGCACUACAAGUGACUAUUCAAUACAGGUGGAAGGCAAUAGAAACAAGCGGUUGGGACUUAGUAAAGGGGAAAGGUGACCAUUUAAUACAGUGCCACUUAAUACAAGUUAACUGUAUUUUGGGUACUAGAUUUCUUGCAGAUCUCUAGCCAACUCACAUAACUCAAGGCUUCGUACUCUCCCCGUGAGGGAGGAAACACUUGUGCAGAAACACUUAUGAGGCUGUGCUCACAAGCUAGUGAGAUACAAAAAUGCGAGUUUUUUUGAUGUGUGAUUUGCUUUCCUUUCCUGAUCUGCAGUGCAAUUGGUUGUUAUGUGAUGUAUUUUUUGUAUGCAAGUUCCUGAAAUAUUCCAGGUGUUCACCAUUUGCUGGGUUUUUUAAGAAAAAGAAUAUUAUUUUACACCCAGCAGAAGAAAAAAAAGUCAAGUAAAACUUGAUAGACGUUGUACUUUAAUUUAUAAUGAACAUAUUACUAAUGUUAUUCUAUAUAUUUUAUCCAUUAAUCUUGUACAAAGAGCGAGCCAGUGGUUAUGUAUUGUAGGCUAUACUUGCUUAAGCUAGUUUGGAGUUAAUUUAACCCUUAAAACCCCCAAGAGUGACCAGCAUCUAAUUUCUCCUUACAAUAAUGCUGCUGAAUCAUUCAGUUAGAUUAUGAGA